AUGGCAUCUAAAGACUUCCCUCCACCCACAACCUAUGCACCACCGGAGGUGCCAACAGGAUUAAACUUUUUUCUGACAAUCCCGUAUGCUUUCUUCAUUCCAGAGCUGUUGUUUGGAUGCUGGGUCUGGAUUCUGGUAGCUGCCACUCAAGUGUAUUACCCUUUGUUGCAAGGAUGGGUUAUGUACGUGUCCGUCACUUCAUUCCUCAUCUCCCUGAUGUUCCUGUUGUCUUACUUACUAGGAUUUUAUAAAAAGUAUGAAUCCUGGAGAGUCCUGGAUAGCCUUUAUCAUGGAACUACUGGAAUUUUAUACAUGAGUGCUGCCGUUUUACAAGCAAAUGCAACAAUUCGCACAGAGACAGAAAGACAAGAGAAACUCUAUUACGAAAUAAAUACUGCUGCCACGUUCUUUGCUUUUAUUACCACCUUUAUGUACAUCCUCCAUGCCUUCAGCAUCUACUACCAUUGAAGUAGAGUAUCAAGACCACAAGACAGAGAGGAAUCCUGAUGUCCCGGCAUGACAAACAUCCAAAACCUGGACUGAGAAACAGUUGGCCCACAUUUUCAGACUGUGUUAAAACAAAAGUACUUUUGGAAACUUGUCUUUGAAAUUUUAAUUUGUCUAGAGUUUUUUGUAUAUCAGAUGCAACUGUAUUGUAUAUAUAUAUUUUAAAGGCAUAUUUUCCAGUUUGCCUGGAAAAUAACUCAUUUUAGGAAUUCUUUACCAAUGAAUAAAGCCAGUGAGGUGCAUUUGUAGUUCUUCAUGUGAAAGGGUAAGCCUCAGAGAUAUCACUCCCUCAUCAAUGAUCCAGCAACAGGAUUAUUCGUGCUUUAAAUAGUGUUAAUGAUCAAUUCA
Molecule: messenger RNA, 855 nt
Organism: Gracilinanus agilis (Agile Gracile Mouse Opossum)
Lineage: Eukaryota; Metazoa; Chordata; Mammalia; Didelphimorphia; Didelphidae
Gene: MALL
Product: mal, T cell differentiation protein like
Exons: 4
Coding region: 1-468 (155 amino acids)
Biological process (GO): myelination
Cellular component (GO): membrane
Molecular function (GO): structural constituent of myelin sheath
Source: RefSeq, a predicted model, not a curated record